GCCCCCGUCCUGACCACGCCCUUUUCCUACCGCCCUUGGGGGACAGGGGUGUGCGGCUGACUCGUCCCGCCCCCGCCUCUGAGUGACAGGACCGUGGACAGCAGCAUUCCCAGCCGGACACCAAGUUUGUCGGCCCUUGCCUUGGUUCACCUGAGUAGAAAAAACAACCAGGAAUCUUUUUGGCACCUGGAAAUGAGUCUGCCAGGAACACACGCACAGCUUCUUCGGUAAAGGCCUUGCUCGUGGGAACAUCUUCCCUUUGGCCGCUCCCCAGGGUUCCGACUUGGCAGCAUCAAGGGCACGACGCAAGCAGGCAUUUUGGAGAUCAAAAAUGGGUAGAAAAGAUGCAUCCACAACAAAACUUCCUGUUGAUCAGUACAGAAAGCAGAUUGGUAAACAAGAUUAUAAAAAAACCAAGCCUAUUUUACGGGCAACCAAAUUAAAAGCAGAAGCUAAGAAAACAGCAAUAGGCAUAAAGGAAGUUGGCCUUGUGCUUGCAGCUAUAUUGGCCCUCCUGCUGGCUUUCUAUGCUUUCUUUUACCUCAGGCUGUCCGUGGAUGUUGAUCCUGAUCUGGACCCACGUGAAGAUUAGCUGAGCAGCAGUCGUUGCAGGAAAGAACGAUAGUUUUUUAAAAGCACCUUUUGGUACCAGUGCUUUCUGAAGUACUGAAACUACAACAUGUUGAAUGUUUUAUUCUGUUUUAUUUCAGUUUCCAAAAAUGUCUUUUUAAAUAAUUGUAUAUCAAGAAAGGAACUUCACCUAGCAAUGUUGUGUAGUAUACGCUGCCAGAUGCUUUUAUAAAUCUUCCUGCUUUGACAGAUACCCUGUCUAUUUUGUAUUCAGAUAAGAUGAAUAACUGAUUCUAAAUUCUUCAGAUUUCUUACCACAUAUAUGGACAUAACUGAUACACAUACAGAUUACCAAAUCUAGUUUUGUUCUGUAAACCUUACAAGUAAAAGUACAGAGCUUAGAAACUCACAUGCAGAUUUAAGAAGGAACAAAAAUGUUUCAUUUCACAAAGAAGCUCCGCUUCUCUCCAGACAUAUUUUAUAUCAUUAGCGAGACUAUCUGCACAUACAUCUACGGUAAUCUUGUUCCUUCUUUGCCAACUGUUCAGUGCACAUGUGCUUCAUCAGAAAUGGCACCUGGAUGACAGAAGCUCAAAGAGUCACAUAUGUCUCUCAAAUAGAGUCCCUUUCCUCCGGGCUGUCUGAACUGGUGUAAAUAGAAAGUUCAGUUGAUCUUGAUUUUAAUUAACUUAUUACUCUAUUAAUAUAAACUUGGAAUUCUAUUUUAAUUAUGUUGUUCUGGCUACCUGCAGUAUCAGUUUACCCCUCUUGUUAGGGAGCUAUGUAACAAUCUGUCAUUUAAUAGUGCAGUCUUUUUCACACCACAGAAAGAGCAGAAGUCUUAGCUCACAAUCUUUUCCUUGAGUUGUGCCCUGAAUCUGAACAAUACAGAGUUGCUUUGCAAAAUUACAUUUUGUUUCUUGAGAGGUAAUCCAUUAGAACACUUUAAAAGCUAGAAAAAUAAAUAAUAGAAGAAAA
This is a messenger RNA of Chinchilla lanigera (long-tailed chinchilla), 1548 nucleotides long. RefSeq names its product triple QxxK/R motif containing (gene Triqk). Gene Ontology annotation, cellular component: endoplasmic reticulum membrane. The transcript is spliced from 5 exons. Bases 332 to 592 code for a protein of 86 amino acids. The record is from RefSeq and is a predicted model, not a curated record. Lineage: Eukaryota; Metazoa; Chordata; Mammalia; Rodentia; Chinchillidae.